Molecule: messenger RNA, 2338 nt
Organism: Betta splendens (Siamese fighting fish)
Lineage: Eukaryota; Metazoa; Chordata; Actinopteri; Anabantiformes; Osphronemidae
Gene: slc16a3a
Product: solute carrier family 16 member 3a
Exons: 6
Coding region: 239-1795 (518 amino acids)
Biological process (GO): monocarboxylic acid transport; transmembrane transport
Cellular component (GO): membrane
Molecular function (GO): monocarboxylic acid transmembrane transporter activity
Source: RefSeq, a predicted model, not a curated record
UAACAAUGCGUCUUUCCUUCAUUGUGAUGUUAGCGUGUAUGGUCCCGUGUAGCUGGGUGGGGACGGUGAGGGCGGCUCUAGGACCCAGCAUCAGCGCCUCUCUGUCCCAAUGAUGGUCUGCGGGCAGACGUGCGGGGGGAAACGCUCCGGUUCUGAGGCUGAGGCUGAACUACAGACAGCAUCUCCAGCAUCACCCGGUUCCCAGUCGGCCUCUACCUAGACUCAGCAGUGAAGCAUCAUGGGAGGCGUGGCGCUGGACGUGGAUGCAGGAGGAGUGAAGGCUCCUGACGGAGGCUGGGGCUGGGCGGUGCUGGCCGGCUGCUUCGUCAUCACCGGCUUCUCCUACGCCUUCCCGAAAGCCAUCAGCGUCUUCUUCAAGGACCUGAUCAGGGAGUUCGGCGUGGGCUACAGCGACACGGCCUGGAUCUCCUCCAUCCUCCUGGCCAUGCUCUACGGCACAGGUCCCCUGUGCAGCGCGCUGGUGAACCGCUUCGGCUGCCGCCCCGUCAUGAUGGUGGGCGGCCUCUUUGCGUCCCUGGGGAUGAUCCUGGCCUCCUUCUCCACCAGCAUCGUCCACAUCUACCUCUCCACCGGGGUAGUGACAGGUCUGGGCUUGGCCCUGAACUUCCAGCCGUCUCUGAUCAUGCUCAACCGCUACUUCAGCGAAAAGCGUCCUCUGGCCAACGGGCUGGCGGCUGCAGGGAGUCCGGUGGCUCUGAGCGUCCUCUCACCGCUGGGCCCGAUUCUCCAGUACCAGUACGGGUGGAGGGGCGGCUUCCUCAUCCUGGGGGGGAUUCUGCUCAACUGCUGUGUGUGCGGGGCCUUGAUGAAGCCCCUGGUUGCCCCCAAGGCUGUGAAGUGCGAGGACGAGGGCGACAAGGUGAACGGAACAGAGAAGAAGGCCAAGAGCAAACUCCUGGACUUCUCUGUGCUGAAGGACCGGGGCUUCGUGAUCUACACCGUGGCGGCGUCCAUCAUGGUGCUGGGGCUGUUCGUCCCUCCACUCUUUGUCGUGAGUUACGCCAAGGAGCUGGGGAACGAGGACACCAAGUCCGCGCUGCUGCUCACCAUCCUGGGUUUCAUAGACAUAUUCGCGCGGCCCGUGUGUGGGAUUGUUGCGGGGCUGAAACGGGUGCGGCCUCAUUGCGUCUACCUCUUCAGCUUCGCUAUGAUCUUUAAUGGAGUCACGGACCUGGUCGGGUCACAGGCCAAGGACUAUACCUCGCUGGUGGUGUUCUGCAUCUUCUUUGGCGUCUCCUACGGCAUGGUGGGAGCGCUGCAGUUUGAGGUGCUCAUGGCAAUAGUUGGAACGGCUAGGUUCUCCAGUGCCAUCGGCCUGGUCCUGCUCAUGGAGGCCAUUGCGGUGCUUGUGGGUCCACCUGGUGCAGGUCGGCUCCUCGACGCCACCAAGAACUACAUGUACGUCUUCCUGCUGGCGGGAAGCGAGGUGGUCCUGUCCGCUGUGGUCCUGGCUACCUGUAACUUCAUAUUCAUCAGAAAGCGGCCGUCGGCUACGGCAGACCAGCUCCACGACAUCACGGUGACAUUCAGCUCGGACGCGGAGGCCGGCGGCAGGCGCGCCGAGAGUAAUGGCGAAGAAGAGAAAGGAGAGAGAGAGGAGCAGGAGAAGGAGACAAAUAAGAACACGGCCAAGGAGGAGGAGCAGAGAAAUGAGUGUGAGGCGGAGGAGGGAAGGCCGCAGCGUUCAACAGUGGACUCACAGGAAGUAGAGCAGUUUUUGAAAGAGCCACAAGUGAAUGGGGACGUGUCCAUAAGCCCUGAAACGUGUCUGUGAGCACCGACCAAAGAUGAUUCAGGACUCAACGUGCUGAUAAAGUGUUCACUGCCAUAGGAACUAGAAUUAUUACAUGUACUAUAUGUCAGCAAUAUAUUCCCCUUUCUACUGUAAGUGUCAGUUAAUUGUGAGGGCAGUGCUGCCUUCAUACAUGCUGUGAUUGUCAACAAGUCCUGUAAAUGAAUGUCACUAUAGGCUGAAUGUCUGGUCCAGUGUCCCUGUUCAUGUAACACAGGCUUUGUGCUGCCGGGGGCAGAAACGAGCAAUCUAAGACGUUUACAACAACAUCAUGACCUGUCCCUGACUUUGGUCCUUUCUCAGAUCUGUUGACAAUAAAAACAGUGGUGUCAAACGAAUCCUGACAAAAGAAAGGGAAGUUUCAGUUCAACUACAGUAUGAAGAGCUAUGUUUAAGCACAUGCUUCAAAUGUCCAGUGUUAGACGUGUAAUCCCUUUACUACCUGCUGUAAUCAGAACAACGGUCUGUGCUCUGGCAGUGAGAGAUGGAAUCUGUCCAGUCAAUAUUAAAGCUCUAUUAUUAUAA